AAGAAAAAGAAGAAGAAGAAGAAGAAACGUCAAAAUUCUAAACUGUUUCUGACAACAUCCUAAGGUGUAGGGAGGCUAUUUGUCUGAACUUGGAGCUCGAAGCCGGAAACAAAAAGUUAGAUAAGUAUAUUUGUGAUUAAUUUGCUUCGGCUCUUGCCAGAAACACCCCUACAGAGUCUAUAGGGCGAGGACGGGGGCGGGAUAACAGGACAGAAGGCUGGCUUUAAGGCUGUGCGCUGACGCCUUCUUCUGUAACGUUAGUGUAGUUAGUAAGGUAACCUAAGAUAACGCUAUCUUUUGAUUAUUAGCCAUUUAAUUUGAAAAUGGCCACAGACGAACUUUCGUCCAAGCUCAGUCGUCGGCUCCAGAUCGAAGAAGGAGCAGAGGAUCCUGUUGCUGUGGACGUCAGCGGGUACCAGAAUGGGUCGGAAGAGAAACCGAGUACGGCCAAUGCAGACUCUGAGCUCGGCGCUAAGCUGAUUCGGAGAGAAGAGCUGAACGAGGGGCAGGGUGAGCACUGCCAGCCUAGCAUGAAGGUCUUCAACCCAUACACCGAGUUCAAAGAGUUCUCCCGAAACCAGAUCAAAGACAUGGAAAGGAUGUUCAAAACGUAUGAUGCUGGGAAAGACAACUACAUUGACCUGAUGGAGCUGAAGCUGAUGAUGGAGAAGCUCGGAGCUCCACAGACCCACAUCGGCUUGAAGAACAUGAUCAAAGAGGUGGACGAGGACCUGGACAACAAGCUUAGCUUCAGAGAGUUCCUACUCAUCUUCAAAAAGGCAGCAGCAGGAGAGCUGGCAGAAGACAGCGGCCUCAGUGUCCUUGCUCGCCUCUCUGAAAUCGACGUUUCCACAGAGGGGGUCAAGGGAGCCAAGACUUUCUUUGAAGCCAAAGUCCAGGCCAUCAAUGAGUCCAACCGUUUUGAGGCAGAAAUCCGCCAGGAGCAGGAGGCCAAGAAGAAGCAGGCCGAGGACCAGAAACAGAGACGCGCUGCUUUCAAAGAACUCCAGUCAGCCUUCAAGUGACCGCCUCCAUCUCCUCUCAGGACCUGUCGCUUUCUGUGCUGCACUUAUGCUGUCAGUUUGUCAAUGUGUGUGUUUGAAUGCUCCAUGUAUGUCCGUGGUAGUCCCGAGUCAAACACAGGCUCAAGGUGCCCGACAUGCUGGUCACUAUUCCAAGAUAUAUUUUGUAUAUUAUAGUAAAUUGGCACUGCUUAUUAGGGCUGGGUUUAAAAGAAAUCAAUUUUCCAAUUCAGUGUGAGUGAUCUGAUAACUAUUCAGAAACAGAUUGAUCUUUUAAGAGGCUCCGUUUUAAAAGUAGACUGAAGACAUUGGUAUCAAAUGAAACUAGACAAUCUAAGGAAUCCUCCAAAGUUAGGUGAGAUUUUGGCAAGGACAAAAAAUUGGCAUGGCCAUUCAGGCCAUGUAGGGCUUUAGGUAUACUGUCUCUGCAUCACAUCCUCUGCACUAAAGAAAGCACACGUUUUUUUUCUGUCUCUAUGUAACAGCUUUGGGGUCAAUUCUUAAAGACAACAUUAAUAUUUGAAUUAAUGCACCAGGUUAGAGGGUUUCUUGUACAAUUUACAGCAUCUGAAAAUCUUUUUGUACAUCCAAGCAAAAUUGGUAUCGUAACUAAAAUAUCCCUAAUCAAAUCGAUAUAUAAUCAAAUCAAAUCGGUACUGUGAAUCAGAUUUGAAUCGAUUCAAGAAAUAACUGGUGAUACCCAGCCCUACUGCUUAUGCAGAUCAUCUUUAAAGAAUAAUUGAUUUAUCCGUCUAGCAUCGUUUUUUUUGUAUUUUUUUCUUUUUAGCUUUGUAGCUCAGUAACACUCUCAAACAACUAUAGCAGGAUUACCAAUAGAGCAGUCUAUGCUGAGCUAAAUGAAUGGAUGAUUCUUACAAUAUUUGUCAUCCAUCCCUGAAAGCUGCUUUUUACCCAAAUGUCAACUCUGUGGCUCUCUGGAUCACCACAGUGGGGGUUCAGCUCCAGCAAAAAAAAAAAGGUAGAAAUGAUUGUCAGUAUCAUAACUUUCCAGAGUAGUGAAAUCCUGCCUCAUAGUAAUAUAAAUUGCUCGGCAGUGUUUUGGUGUCAAACUCAUGGAUUUGUCACUCUAGUCGGCUUACAUAAAUGUCUAACCUGUACCUGACACAAAAUGCGCACAGCCAUUUGCUGUGUGUUGUCUUUUCUGUAAUCUGUGGCCAAAAUAAUCCAGUGUCCAUUUCUUUAUAUUUGUGUAGACUAGUGAUAAAUGCACUUUUUCCACUGUUUUGGCUCCUCUGUAUGUCAGCUUGUCUGAGAUAUAUUUGACCACUCAUUCCAGAACUCGUAUUAAAUCCACCGUGACACAAGUUAGUGUUUAAUGAUGAACAAAUAGCUGAGCUCUUUGUUUUUAUUGUCGGCUCUGUAUUUUUCUACAAUGGGUUUGGGUGGGUAUUGAGUAAAUUUUGGUAUGUGGUUUGGGAUGGUUGUGGUGGUGGUUAUUCUUCAGCACCAUGUUUUGUAUGGGCCCUCUUAAGCACAGCUUUAAAAUAUAUAUUUUUUUAAAUGUGGGUCUUCUUUUUCUAGUUUCAGCCAUUAUUCCUAUCCUAUCAGCUCUGUUACCAUUAUAUUAUCAAAUCCUUGUUUAUUUCAUUGUUUUUCCACUAGCUGCUUUUUCAAAAAAUCAAGUUCAAACAAAUGAACAAGUACAAAUACCCACAAGUCACAAACGCAUAUGUUUGAAUUGAUUGUAAUGCAACCAAUAUAUUCUAAUCACAGGGAAGGAAAUGAAUGAAGAAACAUCCCUUUAACCUAGUUAGGUUAAAGGGAUGUUUCUUCAUUCAUUUCCUUACUAUGUGUGAAACCUGUUGACUUCACAUUUGUUGUCAUGGUAAUGCAGGUGCAUUUUUAAAAGGGAGCAAACAGCCUCACCUUUAUCCACAAUUAUUCCAUCUCUGAUGUUAAAUCCCAAAUGCUUUCUCACAUUACUACUCAGAUGGUUUGGUGUCAUGAUUACUUGUUCGCUGUGGCUCGCUAGCUUCCUCCAUUUUUGUAAUAAAGGGAACAACAAAUAGUCUCAGUUAUUGACAGGGCAUGCAGUAGGUCAGUAACCAGAGUGCAUUUAAUUAAUGCCUUGCAGUAACGUCACUGAUUUAAAAAAAUAAAAAUAAAAUUCUUUACACAUUACAGUGUUAAUUAGUGCCGGUUUGAUUGUAGCUCUGCCUGAAUUAGCUACUUAUUAGCUGUAGAGAUAAAUGGUCUCUUUCACAUAUGCAUUUAUUUCAUGGAUUAUUUCUGAACAAAAAUGGACUAGCAGGGGAACACUGGGCAACUGAAGUAAUGCAAACUUGUACUGAUGUGAUGUAUUACAGUGAAGCACUUUCUAGGUCACGUAUCAGAAAAAUAUUCUUAUGGAUGAUGUAAUUCAACUGUAUGCCCUUGUCCUGGAUAUAUUUAAAGCAUUCAUCAAACGUGUCAAACACACCUGCCAAAUUUCACACUUUUGUGUGAUCUUCAGGAUUAUCACUUGCAAUAAACUAAAUCUAAUAUCUUUAAUUUUGGUGUCAUGGCACAGUGCAAUUUAAAUUAGUUUUAGGGCAGAUUUGUUGUCAAUGAAUGUUUGCUUUGGAGCCAUUUUGUAAAUGUAUGAGGUUAGAAACAUUUGGUUAGUACUGUGUAACAUAAUAUGCAAGCUCCCAUAGUGUUGAUAGUGUUAUGGUGCUGUUUGUUGAUGUAUGCCAGCACUUCACAGCACAUUGUGACUGAAAUGUUACUCGUGAAUGCUUUCCCAUGAAUGUUCAAAAAAUAUUUUAUCACAGUAUGAAAAUACUCCUCCAUUUUUAGGAUGCAGGUUUUCUUUGAAAUGUCCUCUAAGUUCAUGUUGUUGAUAGUUGAAUUCACAGUUGGGUUUUGCAACUUCGUUAGUAAGCUAGGAGGAACUUUGGGGAUUUCAGGGUUCAAACAUGUCUUGUGUAAAGGGUGGUCAGUGAAUAGUUGUGAUUUUUGUCAGAUGUAUCAUGUUUUUCCAUGUGAAAUUAAUAACUGUUGUUGCCUGCUGUAACAAAACACUGGUAGCUGUAAUAUUUGGAUUUUUGUGUUGAUUUUUGUGCUACUGAUUUUUUCCAAAAUUCCCUCAAGAUUCAAAAGAAGCCCCAUUUCUUUUGGAAAAUGCAAAACAAAAACAAAUGAAGUGUCCUUGUGUGUUUCUCCAUUGAUUGUGUCCAGGAUAUGCCAACACUGUAUUAUGUAAUAGAGGGGUAACAGGAAACAAAAGUUUCAUUUAUUUUAAACGUCAUUCCAUUAAAUAUGACCUAAAUACUGAUAAAGAAUUCCAUGAAUACCUCAACUGAAUUCUCCCAAAUCAUUGCGUAAUGUCCUUAUUGUUACCAGAAUAGUGCCAAAUGUUUAAGCUACUGUCAUUAUGCUCAGUCUAGUGGAACUGCACUCUACAGCAACAUCAAUGUGAAUGUAAAUUAUAUCUACAUUGUUAUUUAGAUAGCUGUUGGCCAUUGUCAGCAUUUUCUUUUCAUUCUUGGUACAGCAUUCCAUCAUACUACUCUCAUGAACAUUAUAGGCUGAAGUGGCAUGUAUGCAUUUUUUUCUGCUGCAAUCCUUUGCCACUGAGAGACAUGUUUCCAGUUGGGAGGGGAUUUGGGGUCUCUGGGCUGGAUAACAAUCAGGGAGGGGAUUUUUUGGUAUGUUGAAAAACUGUAAUACACCUUAUGUUGAUUUCCAAUAGUAGGCCUAUGCAUCCUUUUGUCACAAUAAAUUGCCCAUAGAUUGUG
Molecule: messenger RNA, 4762 nt
Organism: Perca fluviatilis (European perch)
Lineage: Eukaryota; Metazoa; Chordata; Actinopteri; Perciformes; Percidae
Gene: efhd2
Product: EF-hand domain family, member D2
Exons: 4
Coding region: 324-1025 (233 amino acids)
Molecular function (GO): calcium ion binding
Source: RefSeq, a predicted model, not a curated record